Necator americanus (New World hookworm) is the source of this 1311-nucleotide messenger RNA. RefSeq lists its product as uncharacterized. Gene Ontology annotation, cellular component: nucleus. Lineage: Eukaryota; Metazoa; Nematoda; Chromadorea; Rhabditida; Ancylostomatidae. The coding region runs from base 1 to 1311 and encodes 436 amino acids. The transcript has a single exon. Gene Ontology annotation, biological process: chromatin remodeling. The record is from RefSeq and is a predicted model, not a curated record.
AUGGCGAAAGCUUCCCAUACAUUGCAAAAAGGUACUGUCGUCCAGCACACCGCCAAAGCCCAUAACCUGAAAGGUCAACUGCUUGAAGGGAGCAUGGAAUCUUUGGCAACAACCAUUCGUUUCGUCACGCUGAACUGCCCAACACUAUCGAGUGAAUUCCAACAAGCCGCUCUAUCCAGACUUCUACGAUAUCUCUGUGUGCCUUUUGCUGCACUGCAGGAAACACGUAGGAGAGAUCGGCCCGUCAUCAGCAUCGAAAAUUACACCAUAUACUACAGCGAUGCUGAUGAGAACAAACUAGGUGGCUGCGCGACAGCUGUGAGGAACGAUUACAAGAACCUGGUGGAGGGAUUUGGCUCAACGUCGUCUAGAUGCGCCUUUCUACGACUGCGGGAUCGCAGAGGACGUAAACUCUGGAUCGUAAGUGCCCACGCACCUACGGAAACCGCUGAGGACAACAGUAAGGACGCCUUUUAUGAUGAACUCAAUGUGUUGAUGUCUAAAAUACCAAGCCUGCAUGUGGUCAUUGUCGGAAUCGACGCAAAUGCGAAGAUUGGACUCGAACAGCAAUCUCGAACAGCAAGCAAUGUGCUAGGAAAAUGGUAUUACCCAGCGGAGCGCACGUCGGACAACGGUGACCGUCUGGUCGACUUGUGCGAACAGGCGGGCCUCAUCGCUUCCACAUUUAAGAGAAAUCAUCGACGCCAUCAGCUCACGUGGCAGGGGUCAACCCUUUUAACGCCUGAAGAGCAGCAGAAGCGGAAGAUGAGGACUCUUAGGCUUCAGCUUGACUACGUUCUGGCGAGGACCAUUCCUCAGUCAGAUAUCCGAAAAUCUAGAGCUGUUUGGGACGUCGCGUUCAACUCUGACCACCGCCCAGUUCUCCUCAACUUCAAGAUACGGUUCCACAAGAGAAACCGAAGAGUUCCUCUUCAACCGGAAAUCGACAUGGCAGGUCUGAAAGACGAUGAAUGCAGAACAAAAUUCCGCCAACGUGUGUCUAUUCAUGUUGGAGUACGGACCAGGAAGAAGCUUAGCGAUGCGGAUUCCUUCACAAAGUGCAUCCAGGACGCUGCAAGGGAAACGUUCCCGGUUCUAUUGCCGCGGAAGAAGUUUGCCUUCGCAUCUGCGGAAACAAAAUCCACAUACAAUUCUGUAUGUGUCGCGCGCAGCGCUGGUGACUUCAACCAGGAAAAGCGUCUUAGAAGGAAGCUGCGUCGUCAACUGCAACAAGACCGCGAUAACGAGUGGACGUCAAGAGCUAUGGAGUUUGAGAAGACGUGGGAGGGCAGGAACCCGCGGAAAGCCUAG